GGCCAAUCCUCCUGAGACCAGAGGCUCUGCCGGACUGCUUUCUCCGUCGCUCCCAUCCGACGCCAAAGCGGCGGGACUUCCGGUGUGUUUCCGCGGUAUCAGAACCCUGUGUGAGCUAUCCUAGAAGACAACAAAGAAGGACUCUCCUUUUGGUUACCUACCACUGGCCCCAUGGCUGCCAUGCAGAUGGAUCCUGAGCUAGCCAAGCACCUCUUCUUUGAAGGGGCCACUGUGGUCAUCCUGAACAUGCCCAAGGGGACAGAGUUUGGCAUUGACUACAACUCCUGGGAGGUGGGGCCCAAGUUCCGGGGUGUGAAGAUGAUCCCCCCGGGCAUCCACUUCCUCCACUACAGCUCUGUAGACAAGGCCAAUCCCAGAGAGGUUGGCCCUCGAAUGGGCUUCUUUCUUAACCUGCAGCAGCGGGGGCUGACAGUCUUGCGUUGGAACGCCAUCCGGGAAGAGGUAGACUUGUCCCCAGCCCCAGAGGCUGAAGUGGAAGCCAUGAGGGCCAAUCUCCCAGAGCUGGAUCAAUUUCUGGGACCUUACCCAUAUGUCACGCUCAAAAAAUGGAUCUCGCUCACCAGCUUUGUCAAUGAGGCCACAAUGGAGAAGCUGCAACCUGAGAGCCGGCAGAUCUGUGCCUUCUCAGAUGUGCUGCCUGUUCUCUCCAUGAAGCACACUAAGGAUCGGGUGAGGCAGAAUCUACCCCGCUGUGGCACUGAGUGUAAAAGCUACCAAGAGGGCCUGGCCCGGCUACCUGAAAUGAAACCUAGAGCUGGGACAGAGAUUCGCUUCUCAGAGCUGCCCACUCAGAUGUUCCCAGCAGGUGCCACACCAGCAGAGAUAACCAGGCACAGUAUGGACCUCAGCUAUGCCUUGGAGACUGUGCUCAGCAAGCAGUUCCCCAGCAGCCCCCAGGAUGUGCUUGGCGAACUCCAGUUUGCCUUUGUGUGCUUCCUGCUGGGCAAUGUGUAUGAGGCAUUUGAGCAUUGGAAGCGACUUCUGAACCUCCUGUGCAGAUCAGAAGCAGCCAUGGUGAAGCACCACACCCUGUACAUCAACCUCAUCUCCAUCCUGUACCACCAGCUUGGUGAGAUUCCUGCCGACUUCUUUGUGGACAUUGUCUCCCAAGACAACUUCCUUACCAGUACUUUACAGGUUUUCUUUUCCUCCGCUUGCAGCAUUGCUGUGGAUGCCACCCUAAGGAAGAAAGCUGAAAAGUUCCAAGCCCACCUGACCAAGAAGUUCCGGUGGGACUUUGCCUCAGAGCCUGAAGACUGUGCCCCAGUAGUGGUGGAGCUACCUGAGGGCAUCGAGACUGGGUAAUUCUGCAAAUGUUCAAACCAUGAGAGGCCUCUUCUAAUUUGGCUGCAGCCCUGGUCUCUCCAUUCACUGUAUCCCAUCCUGGAACCCUCCACGACAGUGAUCCUACUAGGUUCUGUAGAGAUGGAGCCAGAAUUCCCUCCUGCACCAAUAAAUAAGUUUCUUCAUUGCCAAAGAGGCUAUAUCCAUUCUGAAAGCACAUUUGUGGGUUCCUUUGUCAGUCUGGCCCUGGUGCCAACUGACAGGUUCUUCUAGAAGCUCCUUGGAGAGACCUGAUUCAUCAGCAGCCUAAUUCCUUCUGAUGAGAAGAAAUUGAACUGAAAGUCCGUGAGAACUGACUGCUUGUUCCAGAGGGUGAUUAGAAAACAAGAAGCCCCAGGGUUCCAAAAUGUCAGUUUGUGAUUUUUUUUUUUUUUUUUAAGUUAAAUGUAGGGUCAUGGGCUGAGCCAGAAUUUCUGCCUGCCCCUGGUUGAAUGGGAGUCCCUGACAGAAAAUGUGGGCCCUCAAGUGCCCAGUAUCAGCAGAGGUAACAAAGAAGGCAAUUGGGUUGAGUGACCGGUGGUCAGCAUUAGCUUUUUCUCCCUAAAUCCCAUGCUCCUGUCUAGAGGCCCAGUGGAUAAUCUGAAAUUGGUAUGGUCCCUGAUCUCAGGAGCAGUGCUGGUGCUAUCACCUCUCAGUCAAUCCACUCUGAAAUUUCAGACCCAAAAGUGGGAUGUGGCAGCCCUCUCUGCUAUCCCCAUUCCUCACCAGAGCCAUCGUGACUGUUUCUGAGGACCUGGAGAUUCAACAACAAAAAGGAAGUUUUUUGCUCCAUGCAGGGUUUUUAGGCCCUGUUGAUGUUUCAUGCCUUUUCUUCGGAGCUCUGAAGAUGACCUAGUCAGCCUAAAUCUUCCAUCCCUGCUAUGGAAUUCUGUCAUCAGAGUAAUGAUGCUUCUGGUUUCCCAGGAGUCCCGAGGGCAUGCCCAUUGUGCUGUGUGGGCAGAGUUCCAUCUCUAGAUGGAAAUAGUUCCUCCACUCAGACCUCAAAUUGUUGUACUCUUGAGUCUGGGUGCCAUCCUCUCCAAAGCUGGGGGCUCACAGCAGGUUUCUGAAUGAGAACUCCUGCUGGUUAAGACUUUCUCUCAUUUCCUUGGAGAUGUUUUUCCGAGAGCAUAAUGUACAUUAAAGUCUGAAUUGAGACUAAUCCACUUGUGUGAGUCUCUCUUACAGAUAAUCUCCCCACUUUCUGAGCUGCCAAGAUGUUGUCUGUAGAUGCACAUCUCUGCAGAGUGCCCAGGA
This is a messenger RNA of Sciurus carolinensis (gray squirrel), 2601 nucleotides long. It is a transcript of the gene Aar2, whose product is annotated as AAR2 splicing factor. Lineage: Eukaryota; Metazoa; Chordata; Mammalia; Rodentia; Sciuridae. The transcript has 4 exons. Gene Ontology annotation, biological process: spliceosomal tri-snRNP complex assembly. The coding region runs from base 172 to 1326 and encodes 384 amino acids. The record is from RefSeq and is a predicted model, not a curated record.